Molecule: messenger RNA, 1230 nt
Organism: Candoia aspera
Lineage: Eukaryota; Metazoa; Chordata; Lepidosauria; Squamata; Candoiidae
Gene: CNMD
Product: chondromodulin
Exons: 9
Coding region: 1-1230 (409 amino acids)
Biological process (GO): negative regulation of endothelial cell proliferation; negative regulation of angiogenesis
Source: RefSeq, a predicted model, not a curated record
AUGAAUGGGCGCCUUGUGUGUGCCAAGCCCGGAAGGGAAGGCGAGGGGGGCGCUGCAGGCGCCCGCGUCCGAGCUGCGCCUCCUCGCCCCGUCCAGUCCGGCUGGCGGGGGAGCGGGAUGGCCCAGAAGCUGCCGGGGAAGGUGCCCCUCGCUUCGGCCGCCGUUGUAGGGAAAAUUUUGAAGAGAGAGACCUGUGCGUGCUGCUUUGAGUUCCUGGAGGCAUCCUCAGCUCUGAUGGCCAAGCCGCCCAGCACAGGAAGAUGGCCCGGGGUUGGGGCCUUUGUGCUUCUUGGUGGAGUGGUCCUCCUUCUCGUGGGGGUCCUGGGUGCCUUUUACUCCUGGAAAGUGGACAGCAAAGAGAUCUAUAAUGUUCAUUAUACAGUGAGUGUUGAUGGAAAAUUACAAGAAGGAUCAAUGGAAGUGGAUACUGCUAACAAUCUGGAGAUCUUUAAAACUGGAAGUGGAGGGGAAGAAGCAGUUGAAGUUCAUGAUUUUCAGAAUGGCAUUACCGGAAUUCAUUUUGCUGGAGGAGGAAAAUGCUUCAUUAAAGCCCAAGCUAAAAUUCACAUCCCUGAAGUCAGUGCGAUGUCAAAAGAGAGCCUCUCUUUUGAUCUGGAAGAUGAAAUCCUACCAGCUAAAUUUGAUGAAAACUCCCUUGUCUGGGUGGCUGGAGACCAGCCAGUAAAGAAUUACAAUUUCCUGAGUCCUAAGAUUUUAGAGCUCUGUAGUGAUCUGCAAAUUUUCUGGCUUCGACCAUCCUCUCCAAAAGAGAUUUGGACUAGACUUCUGCCUCAUUACGUCAGGAUUUGGGCAAAGAAAGGAGGAAUUACUAGGAAGACAUGCCAAACACAACCAAAUAUUGAUCUGGAUCAGUUUGAAGCAGCUGCUGAAGAAGUAAAUACCAGGCCCCACUCCAAACAAUGGGCUCGUGAACAAGAACGUUCAUCCGAUGCUACCCAACUUUCUGGGCAAAUCUCCAGGCCAACUUUUAAUCCAGAGAAUCCUUACCAUCAGCUGGAAGCAGGUGAGGGGAUGAGCUUUGACCCAUGGCUGGAUCAUGAAGGGAUCUGUUGUAUCGAAUGUACCCAGAGCUACACGCAUUGCCAAUGGGUUUGCGAACCUCUCCUGGGCUAUUCUCCGUGGCCUUAUCAUUUCCAGGGGUGUCGGUCUGCUUGCCGGCUUAUCUUGCCCUGCAAUUGGUGGGUUGCCCGUAUCCUGGGCAUUGUGUGA